Molecule: messenger RNA, 1688 nt
Organism: Mobula hypostoma (lesser devil ray)
Lineage: Eukaryota; Metazoa; Chordata; Chondrichthyes; Myliobatiformes; Myliobatidae
Gene: stx2b
Product: syntaxin 2b
Exons: 10
Coding region: 242-1024 (260 amino acids)
Biological process (GO): intracellular protein transport; synaptic vesicle fusion to presynaptic active zone membrane; exocytosis
Cellular component (GO): SNARE complex; presynaptic active zone membrane; plasma membrane
Molecular function (GO): SNARE binding; SNAP receptor activity
Source: RefSeq, a predicted model, not a curated record
ACCCCCACUCCCCCUCCACCCUGACUCCCUGACAACAGCUCCCCUUCCCGCUCGUCGGACAAACGCAGGACCGUUACCCGGGACUGGAAGGCGGAGGCCCGGCGGUCCGACCGCGGGUAGUCGCUGUUCGCCGUUCCCCCUUCUCCAACCAGCUCCAGGAGUAUUGUCGUCUUUCCCACCACCCCGGUACAAAGAAAACUUUGAAGAUGAAGUGACGAUUACUGUGGAGAAAGAUCACUUUAUGGAUGACUUCUUCCAGCAGGUUGAGGAGAUCCGAGGAUGUAUCGAUCACAUCUCUGACGACGUGGAAGAAGUGAAGAAGAAGCAUAGCAUCAUCCUAUCAGCGCCCAACCCUGAUGGCAAAACGAAAGAAGAACUGGAGGAGCUAACACUCUCGAUCAAGGCAACAGCGAACAAAGUUCGAAAUAAGCUAAAAGAUAUAGAGCAGAGCAUUAAAGAUGAAGAUGAAGAGAGCCAAGGCUCAGUCGAUUUAAGGAUACGGAAAACCCAGCACUCAACGCUGUCCCGAAAGUUUGCCAACGUCAUGACAGAGUACAAUGAGAUCCAGAUAUAUUUCAGAGACCGCAGCAAAGGAAGGAUUCAGCGUCAGCUGGAAAUCACUGGGAGGACAACCACAAACGAUGAGCUGGAAGAGAUGCUGGAGAGCGGUAACCCGUCUAUUUUCACAUCCGAUAUUAUAUCAGACACUCAGAUCACCCGGCAGGCACUGAACGAGAUUGAGUCACGGCACAAGGACAUCAUGAAGCUGGAAGCAAGUAUACGGGAGCUGCACGAUAUGUUCGUGGACAUGGCGAUGUUAGUCGAGCAACAGGGUGAAAUGGUCAACAACAUCGAGAGCCAUGUGGUGAACGCCGUGGAAUAUGUCGAGCGGGCAAAGGAAGAGACAAAGAAAGCGAUGCGAUACCAGGGCAAAGCCCGGCGGAAAAUGUUCCUCAUCAUAAUUUGUGUCGUCGUCCUGCUGGCAGUUAUUGCACUUAUCGUCGGAGUGACGGUGGGCACAUAGCGACCCUGCCCUGGGGCCGGCUCCAGCCCCGUUCUGCCCGUGCCACGCUGGCCCAGCCUCCUCAUGCUGCUGCGGUCCUGCUGAACUGAUGACACAACUAAACGCAUGGAGAGUUGCUUGUGAGGUGGUUAAAACCAAAGCCGUUACUGCCAUUAAUUGACUAGUCUGUACAAUACUCGAGCAUUUUUUAUAUAUAUCGUUUAAAUAUUUUUUUAAGUUAACAAUUUGGAGACUGUUUACAAGAUAAAUGUUCUGUUGAUUUUGCGGUGCUCAGCUUGCAGUUGCCACUUGAGGAAAGCCUGAACAACGUUGAGUUAGUUGGCACUCCACCCACACACACACACAGUGGCACGUCAGUUCCCUUCCCCACCCCAUGGGGAGAGCAAGAGAAAACACUCCAAGUGCACAUAUGCAUGUGAAAAACACUCCCACACUCCAGUAACCAGGGCUGUGUUCUCCCUCUCUCCCUCCCCUUCUCCCCUCCCUCCCUUACCUUCCCCUCUCUCCCUCCCUUACCCUCCCCUCUCUCCCUCCCUUACCCUCCCCUCUCUCCCUCCUCCCCCUCCCCUCUCUCCCUCCUCCCCUCCCCUCUCUCCCUCCUCCCCUCCCCUCUCUCCCUCCUCCCCUCCCCUCUCUCCCUCCUCCCCCUCCCCUCUCUCCCUCC